AGGUUGACAAGGUCUUGCGCAAGUGGACGAAGCUUGAGUGCAGAGUAACCUGGUAUGCACUCUUUUGAUCCCCCCCUUAUAGGCUGCUAUUUUCUUCAGGAAGCAACAGUCAAGCACCUGCACCGGGUAAAGGCUGAUCCAGGUCUGUCCUGCACCUGUUAGCUACUGUCAAGUUGGUGCCAAUCAGCUUUGUCCUCGGAAAAGCUAAUACAAGAUGAGCCUCCAAGAAGAUUCAGUGAAGAGUAAUGGGGUUGCAGUCAUGGAUGGUAAUAGUGAGAGAGUCCUUACUCAUAAAGCACAGACUCUGUCAGACUCCACUAAAUUUAACACCCACUCCACUCCAAUACCCAAUGGAGAGGCCACCACAGCUGGCCUCACUACAGGGUCAGUGUCUGAGAUUCAUGUGAUUAAUUCAAACGCCGAGGCCCCGGCCGAACCUGCCAGAUCUCCUGAGCUGGACGGAGCUACUGAAGGACUUUCACCAGAAGAACCAAAGGCAGUUCCCCUGUCGAGGACGAAUGUGGCAUCAACUCUGGCCCCAGCUGACCAGCUAUGGUGCACCCGCAGAGACGAGGCAGUCAGGCUGAGGAUGGAGGGCUCAGGCUCGGCCUCAGACACUCCCAUCACCGUCCAUCAGAUGUUCCUGGAGACGGUGGAAACGUACGGGGAUCAUACAGCUUUGGCUUUCAAAAAAGACGGCCAGUGGGUGACCAUGACGUACAGACAAUACUAUGAUCAGUGCCGGGCAGCUGCAAAAAGUUUCCUCAAGUUGGGGCUGGAGCGUUACCAUGGGGUGGCCAUCCUGGGAUUCAACUCCCCCGAGUGGUUCAUCUCCGACAUCGGCUGCAUCUUUGCCGGUGGUCUGGCAGCUGGAAUUUACACCACCAACUCACCUGAAGCUUGUCAGUAUGUGGCUGCCAACUGUGAGGCCAACAUCCUGGUUGUGGAGAACCAGAAACAGCUUGACAAAAUCCUGCAGGUUAAAGAUCACCUACCUCAUCUGAAAGCCAUUGUCCAGUAUAAAGGCGAGCUGCAACAGAAAGCACCAUUCCUGUAUACAUGGGCAGAGUUCAUGAAGGUGGGAGAGGAUGUGCCUGAGGAGCAGCUGAAUGCUGUGAUAGACAGUCUUCGGGCUAACGAGUGCUGUACUCUCAUCUACACCUCUGGAACCACUGGGAACCCUAAAGGAGUCAUGCUGAGCCAUGACAAUCUGACAUGGACAGCCCAUUCGGCCCUUUCCACAGUAAAUCUUAAAAAAGCUGAGGAAGUGGUUGUCAGUUACUUGCCACUUAGUCACGUGGCAGCCCAGAUGUUUGACAUGUGGAUCUCUAUGUGUAUUGCGUGUACCACCUACUUUGCGGAGCCAGACGCCCUCAAGGGCUCCUUAGGAACCACACUGAAAGAGGCUCGUCCAACUUGUUUUCUGGGGGUUCCUCGUGUGUGGGAGAAGAUGCAGGAGAAGAUGAAAGCUGUUGGUGCUAAGGCAUCCCCCCUGAAGAAGAGAGUGGCGGACUGGGCCAAGUCCAUAGGCCUGCAGUACAACCACAGUCUCAUGAACGGGGAGAAUCUGGUGCCGUGGGGCUUCAUGCUGGCUGACAAUCUGGUCUUUAAGAGGGUGCGUGCUGCUUUGGGCUUAGACCGCUGCAAGAUCUGCUUCACAGGUGCUGCCCCCAUCACCAAAGACACCCUGGAUUACUUCAUGAGCCUGAACAUCCCCGUGAUGGAGCUGUAUGGCAUGAGUGAAAGCUCCGGCCCACACACCGUCUCCUCUAAUGAAGAAUACCGCAUCACAAGUUGUGGAAAGCCAAUGCCGGGCUGCACGACAAAGCUGGAUAACCCGGAUCAGGACGGAAAUGGAGAGAUAUGUUUCUGGGGUCGGCAUGUCUUCAUGGGCUACCUGAACAUGCCCGACAAAACAGCAGAGGCCAUUGACCAGGAGGGUUGGCUGCACUCUGGAGAUCUGGGAAAACAUGACCAGCACGGCUUCCUGUACAUCACAGGAAGGAUCAAAGAACUCAUCAUCACAGCCGGUGGAGAAAACAUCCCUCCUGUUCCCAUCGAGGAUGCGCUGAAGGCCGAGGUGCCCAUCAUCAGCAACGCCAUGCUGAUCGGAGACAAGCUCAAGUUCCUCUCCAUGCUGCUCACUCUCAAAUGUGUGGUGGACGACAACGGUGACCCCACAGACGAGCUGAGCCCGGAGGCUUUGGACUUCUGCAAGCAGCACGGCGUCACAGCGACCACAGUGUCAGAGAUAAUAACCAAUAAGGAGCCAGCUGUCUACCAAGCCAUUCAGGAGGGCAUAGAGCGCGUCAACGCCAGAGCGACGUCCAACGCCCAGAAGGUUCAAAAGUGGGUCAUACUGGAGCGAGACUUCUCUGUUGGUGGAGGAGAGCUGGGACCCACCAUGAAACUGAGGAGACCCAUUGCUAUGAAGAUGUACCAAGAGGAAAUAGAUGAAAUGUAUGCAGUGGCAAAACAGUAGACUGUACUGCAGCCGCAGACAUGAGAUGCUAUUGAAGAGAGGUGGUCAGGAGAAACUUUAUGAACCUUGUGUUGAGUCCAGAUGUCACGUUAGGAAAUGUAGAAACUGCUCUUCAACUGAAUGUUAAAGGGGCAAAAGACAUUUAAGGGGAGAAAAAUUAAGAUUUGGAUUGUGUUGUAUUUAAGGGAUCAGAGGUUUGUGCUGCUAUGUUUUGAAAUGUCAAGUUGCUGUUGACUGUUUGAAAUUGAUAUUUAAGCUGUUAAAUGUACAUACCGUUUCACAGCCACUGUGCAUGUUUUGUAAAUAAAACAUCCAACUCAGAGCCAAA
Messenger RNA from Scatophagus argus, 2810 nucleotides. Its product is annotated as long-chain-fatty-acid--CoA ligase ACSBG2-like. Gene Ontology annotation, cellular component: endoplasmic reticulum; membrane. The coding region runs from base 215 to 2482 and encodes 755 amino acids. The transcript is spliced from 15 exons. NCBI's taxonomy places the organism in Eukaryota, Metazoa, Chordata, Actinopteri, Scatophagidae. The record is from RefSeq and is a predicted model, not a curated record. Gene Ontology annotation, molecular function: long-chain fatty acid-CoA ligase activity.